This is a messenger RNA of Perognathus longimembris pacificus (Pacific pocket mouse), 3110 nucleotides long. It is a transcript of the gene Afg3l2, whose product is annotated as AFG3 like matrix AAA peptidase subunit 2. Gene Ontology annotation, cellular component: m-AAA complex; membrane. The record is from RefSeq and is a predicted model, not a curated record. The coding region runs from base 183 to 2618 and encodes 811 amino acids. The transcript is spliced from 17 exons. Gene Ontology annotation, molecular function: metalloendopeptidase activity; ATP-dependent peptidase activity; zinc ion binding. NCBI's taxonomy places the organism in Eukaryota, Metazoa, Chordata, Mammalia, Rodentia, Heteromyidae. Gene Ontology annotation, biological process: protein-containing complex assembly; mitochondrial protein processing.
ACGCGUGGGGAGCGUGGGCUCGCCGGUGAGCCGGGGCUCCCUGCGCGGCCGGCGCGUCGUUGUCCUCGUACCGAGCCAGCUUCCCGGGACCGCGGGUCACCGCCCGCCGCCGCCGAAGCCACCGCCGCCGCCGCCGCGACGCCUGCCCGCGGAGUGCGGCGGAGUAGGCCGCGCCGGCGGCCAUGGCGCACCGCUGCUUGCUGCUGUGGGGCCGGGGCGGCUGCUGGCCCCGCGGCCUCCCGCCGCUGCUCGCGCCAGGUCCCGGCGUGGGCCCCCGCGGGAGGCCCUGCCUCCGGACGCUUUAUCGAUAUGCUACCUCUCAGGCAACAAGCAGCAGAAAUUCUCUUCUGACAGAUGUAAUUGCUGCUUAUAAAAGAUUUUGUUCUCGACCUCCCAAAGGAUUUGAAAAAUAUUUUCCUAAUGGGAAAAAUGGAAAAAAUGCUACUGAACCCAAAGAAGCUGUGGGAGACAAAAAAGAGUCGAAGCCAGCCUCUACCCCACGCUCUUCUGGAGGUGCAGGAGGUGGUGGAGGAAAACGCCGAGGCAAGAAAGAUGAUUCUCACUGGUGGUCCAGGUUUCAGAAGGGCGACUUCCCAUGGGACGACAAGGAUUUCAGGUUGUAUUUUCUCUGGACCACUCUGUUUUGGGGUGGAGUCAUGCUUUACUUCCUGUUCAAGAGCUCCGGGAGAGAAAUCACUUGGAAGGACUUUGUCAAUAACUAUCUUUCGAAAGGAGUAGUGGACAGACUGGAAGUCGUCAAUAAACGUUUUGUUCGAGUGACUUUCACACCAGGGAAAUCUCCCGUUGAUGGGCAAUACGUCUGGUUUAACAUCGGCAGUGUAGACACCUUUGAGCGGAAUCUGGAAAAUGUGCAGCAAGAACUGGGCAUAGAAGGGGAAAAUCGGGUUCCUGUUGUUUACAUUGCUGAAAGCGACGGCUCCUUCCUCCUGAGCAUGCUCCCCACGGUGCUCAUCAUCGCUUUCCUGCUCUACACCAUCAGAAGAGGGCCAGCCGGCAUUGGUCGCACUGGCCGAGGCAUGGGUGGACUCUUCAGUGUCGGGGAAACCACAGCCAAGGUCUUAAAGGACGAGGUGGACGUGAAGUUCAAAGAUGUGGCAGGCUGCGAGGAGGCCAAGCUAGAAAUCAUGGAAUUUGUAAACUUCUUGAAAAACCCCAAGCAGUACCAAGACCUUGGAGCAAAAAUCCCAAAGGGUGCCAUUCUCACUGGCCCUCCAGGUACUGGGAAGACCCUGCUAGCUAAGGCCACAGCUGGAGAAGCCAACGUCCCCUUCAUCACUGUUAGUGGAUCUGAGUUUUUGGAGAUGUUUGUUGGUGUGGGCCCAGCGAGAGUCCGAGACUUAUUUGCCCUUGCUCGGAAGAACGCCCCUUGCAUACUCUUCAUUGACGAGAUUGAUGCUGUGGGAAGGAAGAGAGGACGAGGGAACUUCGGAGGGCAGAGCGAGCAGGAGAACACACUCAAUCAGCUACUUGUGGAGAUGGACGGCUUUAACACUACAACAAACGUCGUCAUUUUGGCCGGCACCAACCGGCCUGACAUCCUGGACCCAGCCCUGAUGAGGCCGGGCCGCUUUGACAGGCAGAUCUUCAUUGGACCACCAGAUAUAAAAGGAAGAGCCUCUAUUUUCAAAGUUCACCUUCGGCCACUGAAACUGGACAAUACCUUGGAAAAGGAGAAAUUGGCCCGAAAGCUAGCAUCCUUAACCCCAGGGUUUUCAGGAGCCGAUGUUGCCAAUGUCUGCAAUGAAGCUGCUUUGAUUGCUGCAAGACACCUCUCGGAUUCUAUAAAUGAGAAGCACUUUGAGCAAGCAAUUGAAAGAGUGAUUGGUGGCUUGGAGAAGAAAACCCAAGUUCUGCAGCCCGAGGAGAAAAAGACAGUGGCAUACCACGAAGCAGGCCACGCAGUUGCUGGCUGGUACCUGGAGCACGCAGACCCCCUCUUAAAGGUGUCCAUCAUCCCACGAGGCAAAGGAUUGGGCUACGCUCAGUAUUUGCCCAAGGAGCAGUACCUGUACACCAAGGAGCAGCUCCUGGACAGGAUGUGCAUGACUCUGGGUGGCCGAGUGGCCGAGGAGAUCUUCUUCGGGAGAAUAACCACGGGCGCCCAGGACGACUUGAGGAAGGUCACACAGAGCGCGUACGCCCAGAUUGUGCAGUUCGGCAUGAAUGAAAAGGUGGGGCAGAUCUCCUUUGAUCUGCCACGCCAGGGGGACAUGGUGUUAGAGAAGCCAUACAGUGAGGCCACUGCCAGGCUCAUAGACGACGAGGUGCGCAUACUCAUUAACGAAGCCCAUCAAAGAACGUUGGCACUCCUCACAGAUAAGAAAGCGGACGUGGAGAAGGUUGCUCUUCUGUUGUUAGAAAAAGAAGUGUUGGACAAGAAUGAUAUGGUGGAACUCCUGGGCCCUAGACCAUUUGCAGAGAAAUCCACCUAUGAAGAGUUUGUGGAAGGCACCGGCAGCCUGGAUGAGGACACAUCUCUACCGGAGGGCCUGAAGGACUGGAACAAGGAGCGGGAGGAGAAGGAGAAGGAGGAGCCCCCUAGUGAGAAGGUCGGGGACAAGGUCCCCGUCCAGAUCCAGGCAUGGAGGCCCUUUUAGUCAGGUCUCCUGGGGUUUUGAUUCAUGCCUGUUUCAGCCUUGCCUUUCCAAAGGAUGGUAGCCCUGCCAGCUGCUGAGCUCGGAACAGAGCCCGCCACCUCGGAAGUCGGCAGGUGUGUCGGCAGCUUAGAGCCUCGGAGCCUCGCCCCGCCCCCAGCCCUGGCCAGUCUGUGGUGCCACAGUGACCUCGGAUGGUGCGCGGACACUGGGGGUGAUUCUGGCUCCUCUGUGGCCUUGGUGAUGGGGAGGAAGGGAGUUUUCUCUUCUCACCCCACUCUCCAUUCCUCUUUCUCUCUGCAAACGUGCUGUGAAAUUAAAUUGAAGUACUUAAAUAUUUUGAUUUGACCUCCUAAUAUUUUAAAGGUUGAACCCAGAUCACUUGUUGCUGUUUUAAUGGGAUCGUUUUCUAUAGAGAAUUGUAACAUAUUUAAAGAUAUGAAUUCAUUCUGUAAAUAUGGCUAUUUCCAUCAGAAAUAAAAGGUAAAUCCUCUA